Molecule: messenger RNA, 3392 nt
Organism: Oryzias melastigma (Indian medaka)
Lineage: Eukaryota; Metazoa; Chordata; Actinopteri; Beloniformes; Adrianichthyidae
Gene: hnf4g
Product: hepatocyte nuclear factor 4, gamma
Exons: 11
Coding region: 79-1443 (454 amino acids)
Biological process (GO): anatomical structure development; regulation of transcription by RNA polymerase II; cell differentiation
Cellular component (GO): nucleus
Molecular function (GO): RNA polymerase II cis-regulatory region sequence-specific DNA binding; nuclear receptor activity; zinc ion binding
Source: RefSeq, a predicted model, not a curated record
AGAUGGGACAGACAAGGAAAGACUGAAACAAGUAGCUAACAAGAGAAGAGGAGAAAGAAAACUUUGGUAGAAUCAGGAAUGAAGUAUCCAGCUCUCCAGAGUAAGUCUCUGUUGGACAUGGAUGUUGCAAACUACUGUGAAGGCCUGGAUCCAUCUUACAGCACACUGGGCUUUGAGAACGCAGAGGUGCUCUAUGGAGGAGGGGACGGUAUGCCGACAGAGCCGAACCACCCCGGUGCAGAUGGGCUCAGCAGUAACUGUGCUAUCUGCGGGGAUAAAGCUACAGGAAAACACUAUGGGGCCUCCAGCUGUGACGGCUGCAAAGGCUUCUUCAGGCGCUCCAUACGCAAGAGCCAUGUGUACACAUGCAGAUUCAGCAGACAGUGCAUCGUGGAUAAAGACAAGAGGAACCAGUGUCGCUUCUGCAGACUCAACAAAUGCUUCAGAGCUGGCAUGAAAAAAGAAGCUGUACAGAAUGAACGAGAUCGGAUCAGCUCGCGGCGGAGUAUUCCUGACUCCCAAGACCUUCCUCCUAUCACAGUUCUGGCACAGGCAGAGUCACUAUCCCAACAGAUCACUACUCCAGUGGUACUAACGGACACAUCGGAGAUGAAGUCGGCCUCUGUAGCGGAUGUGUGUGAUUCCAUGCGGCAGCAGUUGUUGGUUUUGGUGGAAUGGGCUAAAUAUAUUCCUGCUUUUGGGGAGCUGCCACUAGAUGAUCAGGUGAGCUUACUCAGAGCUCAUGCGGGUGAACACCUCUUGCUUGGGGUCGCUAAAAGGUCAAUGCGAUUCAAGGACCUUCUUCUUUUAGGUAAUGGCUGCGUCAUACACAGGAACAGUCCUGAGCCUGAGAUUUGUCGGGUCGCCAACAGAGCCUUGGAUGAGCUGGUCGGACCAUUCCAAGAUAUCCAGAUAGAUGACAAUGAGUAUGCAGCUCUCAAAGCGAUUGUCUUCUUUGACCCAGAUGCCAAGUCUUUGCGGAACCCCUCAAAGAUUAAGGCUGUGCGUUUGCAGGUUCAGAUGAGUCUAGAAGACUACAUUAAUGACCGUCAGUAUGACUCCAGGGGUCGUUUUGGAGAGCUCCUGCUUCUGCUGCCAACCCUGCAGAGCAUCACCUGGCAGAUGAUUGAACAGCUCCAGUUCAUUAAGCUCUGCGGCCUGGCCAAGAUAGACAACCUCCUGCAUGAAAUGUUGCUGGGAGGACUUGCAUCAGAACCAUCACACCUGCACCACCAGGCACACACCCAGCUGGCCCAGGACCCCGUGACUGGACACACGCUGGUCAUAAGCACCAUGCCUGUCCUGCACGCUCCACAAAUAGCUUCCCCAGACACUCCCAUCCCAUCACCCCCACAGGCUCCUGCUACAGAAAUAUACAAACCCUUUCCACAGCCUCUGUGUCCUCCAACCAGCCCGUCGCCGUCCACACAGACAGAUCCCUGAUCAACCAUAUUUAUCUUCUGUUUAUCAUCCCAGCAUGAAAAUAAUGAAGCACCCUGUGAUAUGUGCAUUUACCAAAACUCUGGGUUGUAUCUUUUCUAAAAAUGUACAUACCGAAUGCCUAAAGUACCAGCACACCUUUCUCAAGAAAUAACUCAAUAAUCCAUAAGGUGUACUAAAACGAGUCUCAUCAUCCUGCAGACUUCAUCAUCAGGAAUGAUGUGUCUUUGCACGUGUAACUUUCAAUGAGGGUGAAGCCAUUGCUUUCAACGGUCAUAUGUAAAAGCUAACAUUUUGAAGUCAUGCAACUGUCCUCAGGAGGAUUCCUGAGCUCCAUCAAACAACUCCCCACACACAAAAGGAGAAACAUUCAUAAGAUUUUUUUUUUUUUCACUACAUAUUUGCUCUUCCUCCAGCUAUUAAACUCACUUGCCAAGAACAAAUAAAGCAUGAAUGCGCGCUGAGUUCAAAGAUUGCUCUUUUGUUUUGUAAAAAACAGAGAGGAACAAGGGAGGGUGGCAAACAGAUCGAAUACCUGCAACAGUUUGCCCUGUUGGUCUGACAUGACCCGACCGUCAGCCAAAUCUGGGGUCAAAGCUGCUUGUUUGGUGGAGUGGGGGGGAAAAACCCUGCAGUGCAACAGCACAUAUUAAAUGUGACGAUAAAAAAUAGAGGUUUAGAUUACAUCACUGUGUGAGGAUCAAUAAGGUGAGGCUGCCUGAUUGGCACUUUGUAAAUUUAUACCAAUUUAUAAUAAGCACAAGUAUUUAUAAUAUUAGGAAAAGCUGUAGCCAUUUAGGAAAAUAAAAGUGGCAUUUGAUUGUAUUUAAAAAUAUAUCUCCUUAAAAAGGAGAAUGUGUUUAUUUUAGAAUUUUAAAGACACCUUUUGCAAAGAAACUUUGUAAACAAAGAUACCUCAGAUUUAGAACAACUCACCACCAAGUUUAAAUUUAUUAAUUUAAUUAUAAUUUAACCUUAUUAGUCAGCCUUUUUUCUCUCUUUUCUUAUCUGUUAUUAUAGAAAGGGAUAAAAUAAGCAAAAUUAUCGUUAUUCCUAAACCUUUGUUAGGUUUAUUUGCAUAUGAUGCAUUCAUUCAGCAGUUUCUGGUACUUUAGCUCUUAGUCCAUGCAGAAGAAAUUAACAUUUCAAUGUGCGGUGUGAAAAAAAGUGAUUUAUGGAUUUAAAAAGGAACAUAAUGGAACUUUGAGUUUGUGGUUCUUGUAUAUUAACUCAAUGUAAAUGUUAUAUUUUGUUCUAUUUUGAUAUAUCAGACAUUUUGACAUUAAUAAUGGUUAUAUUUUUACAGUUUAGCAAAAGCUGAAGUACUGAAUAUGCAAUUAAGCAAAACAAUAUGGAAUCACAGAUUUCAAGAAAAAGAAAAAACUGUAAAAUAUGAUAAUCUCAAAUUGAAUCUAAUGUUAAAAACUCAAAAUUUUGGGGGGAUUUUGAUUUUUUAAAAUCAUAAUGUAAAAGAAUGUAUCAAAAUUAUUGUAAAAAGCUUUGAGGGUAGAACUUAUUUAACUUUUGAAAUGUAAAAUAUGUAAAUAUAAGUGAUUCUUUUGUUAACCUUGUGUUAAAACUUGCUUUAAUCAAGUACAUUCACUUAGCUAUGUGAUUGAAAUCAUAUAUUGAUUUAAUCUUUUAAUGUGACAAUUUUUUCACUCUCCUGAUGUCUCAAAUAGAAAAAUAUCAAAUUAUAUAUAAUGUCUUGUGUGUAUGUAUUCAAUCCUUCUGUUGUUUGAUAAAAAAGUAACAAAAGUUUAAGAUGACAACAUAUUUGUGUCCAAUUAUUUUCUGAAAUAAAACAUAUUUGGGGAAGCAAUCAAGUUAAAAGGAUGAUGAGGAACUUACAGAAAUAUAGUUUUUCUCCAUUUUAUGAUGAUGUGUGCGGUGUCUAUUACUCCCUUCCUGCUCCAUCAAAGCUCCACUGCCUGAAUAUACAUGCAAUCUCA